AUGGAUUAUAUUAGAUAAAUAGUUUCAGGGAAAAAAAAGAGAUUCAUUUCAGAGGGUUAUAACUUAGAUUUAACCUAUAUUUGUGACAGAAUAAUUGCAAUGGCCUUUCCAGCAGAUGGAUUUGAAAGCUGUUACAGAAAUCCUAUUGACAAAGUAAUAUUUAUAUAGAAUUUUAGGUUGUAUAAUUUUUAGAAAAUAGACAUGGUAACAAUUACUUAAUAAUGAAUUUAUCAUCACGUACAUAUGAUUAUUCUAAAUUUAAAAAUUAAGUAAAAAAUUAUCAGUGGAACAAUCAUCAUGCUCCUUAAUUACAUUUACUCUUUAAUAUGUGUAAGUCUAUGUAAGAGUUCUUUAAUUAGAAAUAAGAAAAUGUUGUUGUUGUACAUUGUUUGGCAGGAAAAGGAAGAACAGGUACAUUAAUCUGUUGUUAUCUUUUAUAUUGUGGAAUGUUUACCACAGUAAAUGAUGUUCUAUAAUAUUACGAAAAAUCAAGAUUUAACGAUUAAGGUUUGGGUGUUAAUUAACCAUGUUAAAUUCGUUAUAUUGAAUACUUUAAUUAAUUAUUGUAAGGAGAACCCAUUUAUCCAAGUCUUAAAUAUUUAAGUUCGAUUAUUAUUGAGGGUGUCCCAAAAUUAAAUAUAGAUGAUGGUAGUAAAUUAUCAGCUAAAAUUUAUCAAAAUUAAUAGCUUAUUAAAGAGAUAUAAAUAAUUAAAAUUGUUUAAGAAAAUUAAACUAAUUGUAUGAUUAUCUCUCCUAGUCCAAUUGUUGUUCAUGGGGAUAUUUUAAUUGAAUUUUAUAAUUCCAAUCUUGUUAAAACAAAAUUAAUUAUGAGAAUAUCAUUUAAUACUUCUUUUAAUUCAACUACAUUUCACAAAGAUUAAAUAGAUCCAUUUAAAAUUAAGAAUGAUUCAAGAAUACCUGAUAAUUUUUAAAUUCAUGUUUGUCUAUCAGAAUAUUGCAAUCAAUGUGAUCAAACUACUAAUUUCACGUAAAAAUGUUCUGAUUGCAAAUAAUCAUUAAUCCAAGAAAGGCAAAAUUGGCACUAAAUAAAAGAAGCUAUCUAGUUAAAUGAAAUUAUUGUUAUUAAUCAUUCUCCUAAAAAUUUCUGA
Messenger RNA from Paramecium sonneborni, 1109 nucleotides. NCBI's taxonomy places the organism in Eukaryota, Ciliophora, Oligohymenophorea, Peniculida, Parameciidae. The record is from the annotation of a GenBank genome assembly.